AGGAAGAAUAGCAAAGAAGAAGAAGAAGAAUAGCAAAGAAGAAGAAGAAGAAGAAGAAUAGGGCCCUGAACCUUUUCAUGCCUCGUUUCUCUAUCCUCCGUGUUUUUAGCUCCAGUGUAUCGGAGGUAUCGGUGUUGAGUUGAACUCUCCGUGGUUCUUCAGCGCCUCCGCCAUGAAGAAAAGCAGCUCGGGGAAGAGGCGCCAUGUGGUGGCCUGGGUCAACAAGGCAGAGUGGGACCAGGUCCUGGACCACCUCUACUCCAAGGAUCCCGCCCUGCAGAGGUUCGCUCUGCAGAGGGUCUCAGCGUGGAGGGGCCGGUAUGCCCACAACACGCCCGUGGCUGUGGACUGCACGGCCGACCUGGUGCGGGGCCAGGUCCUGGACCGGUCCGGACAGCUGAGCGGAGACGACCUGGUCCUGCUGUACGGGGCGGCCCUGGUCCGGUUUGUGAAUCUGAUCACCGAGAGGCAGCAGGGGAGGAAAGCCCGGCCACUGAGGCGGCUGGCCGGGAAGCUCAACAUCCCGGAGUGGGUGGUGGACCUGCGGCACGACUUCACCCAUAAGAAGCUGCCCACGCUGAAGUGGUGCCGGAAGGGAUGCAAGGUGGUGCUGGAGUGGCUCCAGCAGGAGUACUGGUCCAGGCAGCUGGGAGGGGGCGCAGGCGAGGACUGGGAGUCAGACUCUGAUGGAGAGGAGGAGGAUGGUGAGCUGAAGCGGCAGGAGGGCAAUCUGCUGAGCAGGCAGGAGAUGGAGGCCUACAAGGCCGCCCGGGACCUCCUGAUCUCCUAUGAGAGGGAGCGGUACCGGAGUCUGGACGGGCCUCAGGAGGACCGGGGCCUGGCUCCCCUUGCAGACAUGAGCUGGCUGCUGGGGGAGAUCAAGCAGUUGUCUUUGGACUCCAGCGAUCUGCUGGUCGAUGUGUUGUUGGAGGACGGGUUUCUGGUACCGACAGCCGAGCAGCUGGAAACGUUGGGCUGUGACCCGUUUGAGACCGCCGGCUCCUCUGAACCGAGAGUCCCUCAGCCCUUCCUGCAGUUCUGGCUGCCCCUGCUGAAGAUGCUCAACUCACCCUCGUUCAUCCACCUGCUCCUGGAGAAGCUGUUCGUGGAGCUGAAGGUGGCGGCCACCGAGCAGACGGACCUCAGGGUGUUCUACCUCUCCGCCUGGGCCUCGGAGGUCCUCCUGUGCAACAGCAACAAGUUCGAGUUCCGCUUCGAACGGAAGACGCAGAAGAAGGCCCGGAUGAAGGACAGGAUCUUCAUGAACCGCCUCCAGCUGCGGUGGCAGCAGCUGCUGUCGGCCUGCCUGGACGCUCCCUGCGGCUCCACGCCUCACCUGCUGCAGCUCAUCCUGGACGACAUGGAGCACCCGCUGCCUCAGGACACCCAGCAGAAGCUGCUCCAGCUCUGCUCCAUCUACACCCAGACCCCCGCCGUGGAGUUCAGCCUCCCCCGGGAGCAGAAGCAUCAGCCUAUCUACACCCUGGAGAGCCUGCACGAGAAGCGGCGGCAGCAGCUGAGGCGCAGCGGGGAGAGGAGCGAGUCGUCCGGCGACCUCCAGCGGAUGGAUGUCCUGGCCGAGAAAGCCAAGGUGCUCAGAGGUUCUCCGUGGCAGGUGUGCUUCGAUAAGGUCUUAUGGAAGGACUUUCCUCUCGGGAAGGUUCCUGGACAGUCGGAGGACCCGUCGUCCCUCAUGGUGGAGACCUACUCAGCGAUGACGGUCUGUGAGCAGCCGGUGGAGAUGGAGAGCAGCCGGGGACAGAACGCCCCGGGGGUCCAUGGACCCGCUAGGGCCGCAGAAGGUCUCAUCUGGAACCAAAGUGAUGUCAACAGACUGAAAUGUGGACUCAAGCUGUUCUGAGUUGUGAUAAAUUGGCUGGGGACUCCACAAAUACCAACUUGGUACACAGAAUGAAAGUAUGUUGUCAGUUAUGAGUUCAGUUCUUGAAUAAUCAACUGGAUCUGAGUAUAGAAAGCUGUUAAAGUGCCACCUUCUGUUUAUGAUUCACAUCAUAAACAUCAUAAAUAUUCACCUUUUAAUACGGUGGCAUAGUUUUAUUCACCACGAAAAGCCGCUGACUCUGUUCCACAAUUAUAAAAUAACAAUCUCUUGGUGUAAAUGCUGCAACUGCGCAGUCAAAAAUGAUUCAUCAGUUAGGAAAAGACAAUGUUGCCAAAUACACCGUAUUAAACACAACACCGCUGCAACCCUGAUGGGAAAACUCCUGAUGCUUUUAAUGAUGCCAACAAACAUUGAACAUGUCCUUUAGUCUCUGGUUUGGAUUAUUGUAGAUCUUGGAACUGUUGGGUCACUGUGAUGAUGAUGUGGAAGCGACUUUGGUGGGGAACACAAGGUUUUAUUUGUAUUUUUUUCGUAUUAACUUCUUUCACAUGACGACUUAGGUAGAAACAAGUAGUGUCGUAUAGUUCACUUUCUUUUGUACACUGUGGAAUAAAUGUUGUUUUUCUACAGAAAAAAAUAAUAAUUUUGUGUCGCCAAUAAAAUAAGAAUCUGCUUCCUGGACAAACUUCUCAAUAUGGCGGUGGGACAAGACAAGAACAGAAAGGAGUUAAAUGAAUAUGUUACGAAAGAGAGGGAUGGGAUUAAAAUUAAAACUGAACAGGUGGGUAAAAAAAAAAAAAAAUUGUAACCCAAAGAAGUAUUAGUUUUAAAAUAGGAACAUUUUUUUUCACAUGGAAAAUGGAACUCCUCAUAGCUGCAUUUUUAGUCUGUUAUUUACAGUCAUAUUUUAGUCAUAUGAACAACUCCAUCACUUUCUUGAUUAUUCAGAGGUGAUUGUUAUUUGGAUGGGGGAAGAAUUGUAAAAGACAUUACAGAAUGUAGGAUUCCUUAUAAAUAUUCAUCAUCCAAAACAAAAGCUGUUGUACAAAAGCUGUUAAGUCUCCAGAUUAAUAAAAAACACAUAUGGGAAUGUAAUGAACUAGAAAGAAUGGAUUGUUUUAGAUAUUUGGGGCUCUCAUUUGAUAAAAGACACACAUGCACCCUUACUGUCCUGUUUUGUCACAAUGUGAAAAUUCAGGUGUAACAGUAAAUGUGGGCAUGCAACAAAAACCCCACUAAAGUAAGGAUAACACUGCAGAGGGGAACUUUACAAGAUUAGCUGUGCAGCUCUUGAAAACAGGAUUAAAUAUAGAUGAAAUAGCAGAAUGUAAUAUUUUUAUAUAUAAAGAUUCUAGAGGGUUAAUGCAGUACAGAUAAUUGCAAAAACAAUGCAUGGAUUAAAAAAGGACUUUCAGAGAACUGCAAUCCUGCAGCUCUUAUGAUACAAGUGGCUCUUUUGGUUCACUUGACAUAUUAAAUGAUGAAAUAUU
Molecule: messenger RNA, 3333 nt
Organism: Xiphophorus maculatus (southern platyfish)
Lineage: Eukaryota; Metazoa; Chordata; Actinopteri; Cyprinodontiformes; Poeciliidae
Gene: las1l
Product: LAS1 like, ribosome biogenesis factor
Exons: 1
Coding region: 173-1861 (562 amino acids)
Biological process (GO): maturation of 5.8S rRNA; maturation of LSU-rRNA
Cellular component (GO): preribosome, large subunit precursor; Las1 complex
Molecular function (GO): endonuclease activity
Source: RefSeq, a predicted model, not a curated record